AUGAUCGCAUUACUAGCAUUUCUAACGUUACUCGCCGCGAUUGUUCGUGGCGGUUUGCUGGAAAAAUACGCCAAUGCACCCGGAAACGUAUAUCACGGUAGAUAUACGCGGGACAUUCACGGGCCGGAGCUCCUGAUACCGAGACGCGUAUUCGAGGAUGGCAGCUUCAGCACGUAUUCCCUGCCGAAUUUCUAUAACCGUCGGGAGAUCAGUGAGCGCGGAAAGCGAUCCCCCGGGCCGACCGAUAAAUUGCACCUGGUGCUGCCCUUCAACGGGAUCGAUCACCACGUGGAGCUCAACCCGUACCAUGAAUUCAUCUCGCCCGACAUGGUGGUGGAGACACGGGGCGCCGGGAUCAGUACUAAUCUAAACGAGGGCUUGAGAUUCAAAAGGGUGGCCGACCGGCAGUGUCACUAUCGCGGCAUCGUUCGGGGCCAUGACAAUUCCAGGGCAGCGCUGUCUCUUUGCGACGGCGUGGCUGGUUACGUGCAAACUAAUCACGGACGAUACUUUAUCGAGCCAGUGUAUCAGGCAGAACCCAAAACAGACGGUCAACACAUUCACAUAGCGUACAAGCGAGAUGCGCCGUUUGAGAAAAACAGACAAACCAACGCUAUAUCGAAAAGACAUUGUGGGACUAGUGACAACUGGGAGUCGGCGUGGGCGGAGCAGCUGGCUAAAAGGCAAAUACGGCUAAUGGAAAAUAAUACUCUCGAUGCGAAUCGCGAUACUAAAAUAUCCCCGGGCACGCACAGCAUACACCGUUACAUAGAAAUUGGAUUAAUCGCUGAUCGGAGAUUCCUCGAUUUUCACAACAAUACGGAUUACGAGCAGUAUCUCUUGACGAUCAUGAAUAUGGUAUCCGACUUUUAUCACGACACUUCUGUGGGAAAUCAGAUAGACGUCGUCUUAGUACGCGUGAUAUAUUUGGAAAAAGAGAAAGAGGAGAUAGAUCUGCUCAUCAGUCCGGCUGCCGAGAACACAUUGGAGAGUUUCGCGAAAUGGGCGGAGAAGAUGAAUCCAAAGGAUGACACGCAUCCCAAUCAUUAUGAUAUCGCGGCGCUAGUUACUAGGUAUGAUAUUUGCUCGGAGGGAACCAAUUGCGACUUGAUGGGUCUGGCUCAUGUCGCUGCGGCUUGCGACUCAGCAAAAGCUGCUUGUAUCAACGAAGAUAGUGGACUUUUGCUCGGCAUCGUGAUUGCUCACGAAGUUGGUCAUGUAAUGGGUUGCUCUCACGAUGAGCCUGAGAGCAGCGGAUGCCCAUCGAAAGAUACGGACGAUAGCUACUUUAUUAUGUCCCCUAUCGUGUUUUUAUACACCAUUAGAUGGUCGAGCUGCAGCAGAAGAUUUAUAACAGCUUUUCUUGAGAGCGGAUUGGGUGAAUGUUUGAAUGACAACCCAAGAAAUCCUCCAGAAAAGUUGAAAUAUCCGAACAUGUUGCCAGGUGCAAUGUACGACGCUGCCUUUCAAUGUGACAUGCAGUUUCCUGGCUCGAAAGUGUGCUCGCAAUCGCAAGCGAGCGGCUGCGAAACCCUAUGGUGCUUGACCAACACAAGUUGCUGGUCCCUGGGGACGCCGAAGGCGGAUGGAACAAAGUGCGGUGAGAACAAGUGGUGCAUUCACAAGAAAUGCGUGGACAUGGGCACUCGACCGGCCGCCGUGCACGGCGAAUGGGGCGAGUGGGGUCCCCUGAGCUCUUGCAGCAGAACCUGCGGCGGCGGGCUGAAAUUUUCCGAGAGGGAAUGCGACCGGCCAGUACCGGCGAACGGCGGUCGAUACUGCACCGGCGAGAGAAAGAGGCUUUUCACUUGUAACACCACGCCCUGCGAUCCGACGAAACCGCCGUACCGCGCAGCGCAGUGCUCGGAACACGACAACGAGGAGAUCCUGACGGACGGGCUUCAUCAAUGGAAGCCGUACAUGGACCCGAAAUUAGAACCGUGCGCGCUUUACUGCAUCAACGAGAAGAACACUUUCGUGAAGAUUUCGCCGACAGCGAACGAUUCGACACCCUGCAAAGCCGGGACCAACUACAUGUGCAUCUCCGGAACGUGCAGGAAGGUUGGAUGCGAUUGGGUGAUAGACUCGGACGCGAUUGAGGACAAAUGUGGUAUCUGCAAAGGCGACGGGACAAAAUGCAGCCCUGUGGAGGGUGAAUUCACUGAAACAGUGUCGUCGAGCGCGUAUGUGAAGAUCGUGACAAUUCCGAGGGGGGCUCGCAGCGUGCACAUUUCCGAGAGAAAACCCAGUGAGAACAUACUGGCCGUGCUACUGGAGAAAAAUAAAAUAUAUUGCCUCAAUGGAGACAACCGUGAGUUUAAGAGCGGAGAUUACGAGUGCGCUGAAACGAUGAUUAUCUACACGCAUCCAGAACCGGACAAGGAAAUAGUGGAAAUGAAAGGCCCGAUAUCCGAAGAUAUCGUAAUACAAUACGUCUUCUUCAAUCCCAAAGACAAUCCCGGAAUAGAUUACAAAUACUACACGAGAUCGACGAAUGUAUCGUACGCGCCUAAAUAUAUGUGGGAUUUCGUGGAGUGGUCCGAGUGCAGCGCUAAAUGCGACGGUGGCACGAUGAUAUCCGAAACGUCCUGCAUUGAGGAGCAGGGUGGGCGGGUGACGCCUAACUUCUGCGACGGAAUACCGCGUCCGGAAGCAAAGAGCCGCAUCUGCAAUCAGGUCCCUUGUCCUGCAAAAUGGCGAGUGAGUCAGUGGAGCAAAUGCAGCGCAUGCGACGGAAAGAAGGGUAUGAGGCAUCGUAAGGUCCAGUGUGUAAGACCGAGUGCUCGACCCGGAGAAGACGAUGUGCAAGCGAAUUUGGACGCGUGCAAAGGUCGCGUGCCGAGACAAAAAGAAGAAUGCAUAGGUAAAAGACCGUGCAAAACGAUGUGCCCGAAGCAAACUCGACAAUCCGAUGAGCAGGAGCUCGUAGACGUGAAAAAGGAAGCGAGCUUAUCUCCGGACGAUCAGCGAAAGAUGAUCGACAGAUUCGUCGACCUCGGUCUAGCCCAUUACUCGGAGAAGGCUCGUGACAGGUUGCACGAUGACGACAAGCUCGAAGAGACGAGCGCCGCCCGGGACUUCCGACAGCUUCUUUACGACUGGGCGAUGACAAACGAGGACAAGCGUAAGCGUACCUGCGAGACGGACGAGAGAUUCACUACGCUGAAGCCAGGAUCCAUCAUCAAGGAUUCGAUACCUAUCGAGAAGAUUGUACUGCUGCAGGCGCCAUACAUGGAUGAAUCCCUGCAGUCUAAUCUGUCGGACAAGGCGUUCCAGGAAGCCGGCGAUCUCGUCGGCGUUGGCAUUGACACGAGCCGGGAGAAGGUUUACAAGGGCGCGCAGGCGAUCAAACUUAUCGAGCAGUUAGCUCAUCGUAAACUGACAACGAGCCCGCGGGCCAUUUCCAGUCUCGCAGAGAGCGCAGAUCUUAAUCAAGCAGUCGACACCGCGUCGGAAAAAAACAUUGAGCGAUAG
This is a messenger RNA of Linepithema humile (Argentine ant), 3474 nucleotides long. RefSeq names its product A disintegrin and metalloproteinase with thrombospondin motifs 7-like. Gene Ontology annotation, biological process: extracellular matrix organization; proteolysis. Gene Ontology annotation, molecular function: metalloendopeptidase activity. The record is from RefSeq and is a predicted model, not a curated record. NCBI's taxonomy places the organism in Eukaryota, Metazoa, Arthropoda, Insecta, Hymenoptera, Formicidae. Gene Ontology annotation, cellular component: extracellular matrix.